This is a messenger RNA of Astyanax mexicanus (Mexican tetra), 2228 nucleotides long. RefSeq names its product UDP glucuronosyltransferase 5 family, polypeptide G1 (gene ugt5g1). Lineage: Eukaryota; Metazoa; Chordata; Actinopteri; Characiformes; Acestrorhamphidae. Gene Ontology annotation, molecular function: UDP-glycosyltransferase activity. The transcript has 2 exons. The record is from RefSeq and is a predicted model, not a curated record. Bases 378 to 1961 code for a protein of 527 amino acids.
UGUCAGUCUGGAUCUGUUCAGGUGGUAUGGCUGAAGCUAAUGCUGCAUGUCCACAGAGAUGUACGAGCAGAGUAACAGAUAUCAUGGCUAUAGAGCCUAGCUCUGCUGCAGUGAGACAACAGGCUUCUUUGUCUUUAACUGGCUCUUCAUUUUUGUGCCCCAAUUUCGAGCAGUGAACAACUGAGCCUAAUUCUAUGAUUUGGUUCAGGUUAAGGAGGACAAAGGAUUCAUCUGGAGCUCCUGCAUUCCAGCUGAUUACGGGACUUUGUGUUCAUUCAUGAACAAAUACCCCUAGUCAAUUUAGUUCUCACAUUACACACACUACGAGCCGGUGACAGGGGAAACGCAGAGCCUCCGUUGCCCCAGUUUGCUCAAAGAUGGGUCUGAUUGCAAAUCGUCUGCUCUGCAUAUCCUGCCUACUUUCUGUGGUUGUCUGCUCCAGUGGCGGCAAGAUCCUGGUGUUUCCCGAAGAUGGCAGCCAUUGGGUGAACAUGCAGGUCAUCCUGAGGGAGCUGCACACCCGCGGCCACAAUCUGACAGUGAUACGAUCUUCCAGGAGCUUUUACAUUCAGGGCAGCUCCCCCCUUUACACCGUCAUCACUGUAAACAUCACUCAAACUGAAGCUGUUGAUGCCGGGAUUUUUGGGACUCUACUGCAGCGGUCAAUAGCACUACGGAAGAUGAUGCCAAUUGUGCGCUUUUUUGAGCAGCAGAAGGAUGUGAAAAAGAUGCUGCAAAUAUUCCACAACGGAGCACUUAGUCUGAUUUCUGCCAUAUUGGAUGACUCAUUUCUAACAAGGCAACUGCAGGAUACUAAGUUUGAGCUUAUGCUAGUUGACCCUGCUUUCCCUGCUGGAGUUCUACUUGCCCACUACCUACAGUUGCCCAUGGUGUAUAAUGUACGCUGGCUCAAUGCAGGAGAAGCCCAUAUGGCCAUCGCUCCAUCACCACCAUCCUUUGUUCCCAUGUACAACUCUCUGUUCAGUGACAGAAUGGAUUUCCUGCAGAGGGCUGAGAACUCCCUUCGCUAUCUGUUUAGCCGUUUACAGGAACAUUUCAUUAUCCUCCCAAUUUACGACAAACUGCUCAAGACCCACUUCCCACCAGGCUCAGAUCUCCUCACUAUGCAGCGAACAGCAGACAUCUGGCUGAUGCGUAUCGACUUCGUCUUUGAUUUCCCACGCCCAAGCAUGCCUAACUUUGUCUACAUCGGUGGCUUUCAGUGUCGCCAAGCCCAAGCCAUUUCUGCUGAGCUGGAGGAUUUCGUGCAGAGCUCUGGGGAGCACGGAGUGGUGGUCAUGUCUUUUGGAGUCAUGGUCACUGCUCUUCCAAAAGAAAUCACAGAAGCCAUCGCCUCUGCCUUUGCACGGUUACCUCAGAAGGUCAUUUGGAGAUACAUGGGCGAGCGACCUUCAUCUCUAGGGAACAACACUUUGCUGCUUGAUUGGCUUCCUCAAAAUGACCUCCUGGGUCACCCAAAGACUCGUGCCUUUGUGUCCCAUGGUGGCACCAAUGGUAUCUAUGAAGCGAUCUAUCAUGGGGUACCUGUGUUGCUUCUACCACUUCUUUUCGACCAGUUUGACAAUGCGAUCAGGUUGGAGGUUCGAGGAGCAGCUCGCGUGCUGGAGGUCAGCACACUAACAUCGAAUGACUUCCUUGAAGGCAUAGAGGAUGUGAUUAAGAACCCAUCUUAUCGAAGCAGCAUUCAGAAACUCUCUCAACUCCACCAUGAUCGCCCAAUUUCUCCUCUAAAGAGCACCGUCUUCUGGAUUGAGUAUGUCUUACGAAAUAAAGGCGCUCAACACUUGCAGUCACCAGCAAACAGUCUACCGUGGUACACCUACCAUUGUCUAGAUGUGUUGUCUUUUCUGUUAGUCUUUAUUUUAGUUGCACUCUGGGUAUUGGUAACUCUCUGUAGGCUGCUUUGUUGUAGGCCAAAAAGGAAACAGAAGGCAGACUGAAUUAAACCCAAGCCCUUCAAAUCACAAGCACUCCACUUUUGCAGAAUUUUAGAAUUCCUCAAACCACAAACUUGAUACACAUUCACAAGAGCAGCUUAGACAUUCUUCAUCAGUAAUGUCUCACAACCUCCACACAAAUUCCAUAAAGAUUCGACACACGUCAUGUUUAAUGAGGCCAGGUACCAUCAGGUUGCAAACUAUAGCUUGGUGAAAUCUAUAAAUACAACCUCAAUUCCAAAAAAAAAAACAAAAAAAAAAAACAUUGGG